Messenger RNA from Entelurus aequoreus (snake pipefish), 778 nucleotides. Its product is annotated as centrosomal protein of 95 kDa-like. The record is from RefSeq and is a predicted model, not a curated record. Gene Ontology annotation, cellular component: centrosome; spindle pole. The annotation marks the transcript as partial. The transcript is spliced from 2 exons. Lineage: Eukaryota; Metazoa; Chordata; Actinopteri; Syngnathiformes; Syngnathidae.
AGGGACUUCAAGGAGCACGCCCAGCAGCAGAAGUCCACCCAGAACCGACUGAGGGAUCAGCGGCAGCAGGUGGCCCGCGCCAGGAAGUACCACCAGGACUACCACGUCCAACACCGCGCUCGUCUCAUGAAAGCUCGCACCAAAGAAGAGAAGAUGUUUCGACAGCUCUUUGAAGAAGGUUUGGAGAUGCAGAAGAGUCGCCUGCGGGAGCAGAGGGACUAUGCCACGGAGCAGAGGCAGCAGCACCACAGGCAACACCAGGACCACAUCCAGUCCAUGGAGAACUACUACAGAGACCAAGUAGGACACUACACACACCUGUUUAACAACACUGCCAUCACUCCAGCAGCACCGAGAGCGGACUCGGCCAAACUACCUCGAGGUGAAAUUGCAAUGUUCAAUGCCAGUAAAAAAAAACGCUCCAAUGUAAGCAAAGUAGAAUCCACUUUUCCAAAAAUUGCUAGCUCAAUGCUAAUAUACAUUAGCUUUGCUACUGACAUGCUAUUGAUCAGCAUUAGCAAUUUUACACGGCAAUUUCAACACCAGAUUGACUGUAAAGUACAUUUUAGUUGACCAAACAGCAGGUGCAUCAUUAUUGGCAGCACAGCAUUCUUCUUUAAUAACAACUUCUACUACAUUAAACUGCUUUUGUUUCAGAUCAUUCUAGACAAACAUUUAAUCAAGUCUAAUACAAAUAAGGCAACAAGAUGUUUUAUAAAGCAGAUAUACACCAUAUUGACACAAGUAGGUUUUAUAAAGCAGAUAUACACCAUAUUGA